GCUGGUGGCCGGGGCUUCAGGCUGGUUCCCACCAGGAUCAUGCUAGGCAUCUUCUUCCCUUGGCUGUCUGCUCCCUUCUGCUGACCAUGUCUUCACUGGGGCCACCUUCCACUUCCCUCGACAGUCCCCUUCUCUAAAAGAGCUGCAAUGGGUGGUCCAUCUCUUGGUGCUUCAGGCUUCAACUACAGAGAUCCAGAUUGGGCCCAUGAGACUGACACAAGAUCCUAUUCAGGUUUUGUUGAUCUUUGCAAAAGAAGACAACCAGAGUGAUGGGUUCUGGUGGGCUUGUGAUAGAGCUGGAUACAGGUGUAAUAUUGCUCGAACACCAGAGUCAGCACUUGAAUGCUUUCUUGAUAAGCAUCAGGAAAUAAUAGUGAUAGAUCACAGGAGCUCCCGAUACUUUGAUGCUGAGGCUAUCUGCAGAUCAAUCCGUGCUACUAAGCCAUCAGGACACACUGUAAUACUUGCUGUUGUUCCACACACACCUGCUGACCAAGAAGAGAUAUCUGUUCUACCCCUUCUCCAUGCCGGCUUUGAUAGGAGAUUUAUGGAGAAUAGCAGCAUAACUGCUUGUUACAAUGAAUUGAUUCAACUAGAACAUGGGGAAGUGCGGUCUCAAUUCAAACUACGGGCUUGUAAUUCAGUAUUUACAGCACUAGACCAGUGUCAGGAAGCUAUAGAAAUAACCAGCGAAGAUCAUGUUAUUCAGUAUGUCAAUCCAGCCUUUGAACGCAUGAUGGGGUAUCACAAGGGAGAGCUUAUAGGAAAAGAACUUACUGAACUACCAAAAAGUGAUAAAAACCGUGCAGACCUUUUAGAUACAAUCAACACAUGUAUCAAAAAAGGGAAGGAAUGGCAAGGGAUUUAUUACGCAAGAAGGAAAUCAGGAGACAGUAUUCAACAACAUGUAAAGAUAACACCUGUGAUUGGUCAAGGAGGGAAAAUUAGACAUUUUGUGUCUAUCAAGAAGCUGUGUUAUACCAAUGAAAACAAUAAGCAGCUCCACAAGAGUCAUCGUGAUGAGAAGUAUGCAGGCGACAAUUCUCAGUCAGCAUCCCACUCCUUCAGAUGCAAGAACAGGAGGAAAGACUCAACUGAUAUCAAAUCAAUAACAUCUCGAAGUAGUGAUGCCCCAAGUUUACAAAAUCGCCGAUAUUCAUCAAUGGCCAGAAUCCACUCUAUGACAAUAGAAGCUCCUAUCACAAAGGUUAUUAACAUAAUCAAUGCUGCCCAGGAGAACAGCCCUGUCACUGUAGCAGAGGCCUUGGACAGAGUUCUGGAAAUCUUACGGACAACAGAACUUUAUUCCCCCCAGCUAGGUACCAAAGAUGAAGAUCCUCACACAAGUGAUCUUGUUGGAGGUCUGAUGACUGAUGGCUUAAGAAGACUGUCAGGAAAUGAGUAUGUAUUUUCUAAGAACAUGAACCAGAGCCAUAGUCACCUUUCAGUGCCAAUUGCAAUCAACGAUGUUCCACCCUGUAUUGCACAGUUGCUUGAUAAUGAAGAAAGCUGGGACUUCAACAUUUUUGAAUUGGAGGCUGUUACAAAUAAAAGGCCAUUAGUUUAUCUAGGUUUAAAAGUUUUUACCCGGUUUGGGGUCUCUGAAUUUUUAAACUGUUCAGAAGCAACAGUACGAGCCUGGUUCCAGGUGAUUGAAGCCAACUACCACUCCUCCAAUGCAUACCAUAACUCCACACAUGCAGCAGACGUUUUACAUGCUACAGCAUUCUUCCUUGGAAAGGAAAGAGUUAAGGGAAGCCUGGACCAUUUAGACGAGGUGGCUGCACUAAUAGCUGCCACCAUUCAUGAUGUAGAUCACCCAGGACGGACUAACUCAUUCCUCUGCAAUGCAGGCAGUGAAUUAGCUGUACUUUAUAAUGACACUGCUGUAUUGGAAAGUCACCACACAGCAUUGGCAUUCCAGCUCACGGCUAAAGACAACAAGUGCAACAUUUUCAAGAAUAUUGAUAGGAACCAUUAUCGGACAUUGCGACAAGCUGUUAUUGACAUGGUUUUGGCAACGGAGAUGACAAAGCACUUUGAGCAUGUGAACAAAUUUGUGAAUAGCAUCAAUAAGUCCAUGGCAUCCGAGGAAACUAAUUCAAAUAGCGAAGGCAGCGAUUGUGAUUGUACAGCCAACGUAAAGAAUUUUCCAGAUAACCAAACACUGAUCAAGCGCAUGAUGAUUAAGUGUGCAGAUGUAGCAAAUCCAUGUCGUCCUCUAGAACUCUGCAUUGAAUGGGCUGGGAGAAUUUCGGAGGAAUAUUUUACACAGACUGAUGAAGAGAAAAGACAAGGUCUGCCUGUUGUAAUGCCAGUAUUUGAUCGUAACACCUGCAGCAUCCCAAAGUCUCAGAUAUCUUUCAUUGAUUAUUUUAUAACAGACAUGUUUGAUGCCUGGGAUGCAUUUGCACACCUACCUGUUUUAAUGCAACACUUGGCUAAUAACUACAAACACUGGAAAAUGUUAGAUGAGCUGAAGUGCAAGAGUCUCAGGCUUCCAUCAGAGAACAACAACUGACGGGAAGAAAACCAGACCUUCUGAUCUACCAGUCUCACUGUGAAUUAUUUACUAACUUAGAUACAAGGGUUGGUGUUUCCUUUAAAAUGAACGGACUGCAGCAAGGAGAAAAUAUUUUAUUCUCCACUUCUAAAUCACUCUAAAGUCUACAAAAAAUUGUUUUCAUAAAGGUACUUAUUCGGAAGCUGAAUAGACACCCUUUGGAACUAUCCUUUUGCGGCAGCACAGGUACUUCUAAAGCUAACUUCUAACCUUAUACACAUUUGUCAAAUGUAACUAGUACAGUUUUAGUUACUGACAAAACUAUACUGAGUACAAAUGGUUCUAAUACCGAAGCGUAAUGUUUGCAAGGAAAAUCAGAAUAGGUUAAACAGGACUAAAAAAGUGAAAUCCCCACAAUUUGGCAUAAAUUGCAGAAGUAUUUCAGAGAAACUCCUUUGAACUUUAGCACUGAAAAGAACCUGUGAAGUAGAGCAAAUGAAACCUCAGAAAUAGGAUAAAUAGGUAAAUACUGCUGAUUUCAGAAAGGACUGCUUUCUAACGAAUGCCUAGAACUUUACCCAGUUUGUUAUUAAACAGAUUAAAUAUAAAAUUACCUCUCUCAUGCAGCACAUUAUCAACCUACUUCUCUUUUCCCAUACAAAAUUUUGAUGUAAUAAAAUCAGUCUAGUCCAAUUAAAAUGUGUUAUGUGGGAGAUUAGGUUGGCCCAUAUUAUUGCUGCCAUUCACACUUUUCUCUGCUAUCCUGGAGAGAUUACCAUAAGAAGUGGUGUCAAAUUUUACAUAAGCCAUUGCAAUGUGGGAUUGAUCCUACAUCCUUUUAAAUAAAAUGCUGUUUGUACACAUGAUUGCUAAUAUUUUAAAUUAAUCUAAAAAUUUUAUGACACAAGGCCAUAUAUUGUAGUACGUUACAGUAAGGACCUGCAGCUUUUUAAGAGUUUCCAGGUUAUACAUUACAGCAGCAUUAUAAUUUAUAAUGCUUUUUGCCCUCCUCGUAGAAUACUGUUUUAUUAUAUGAUGUAAGAAGUAUUUCAAAAGAUGUAAAUAAGUUAAAAACUGAACAUAGUUUUUUCAUUAGUUUUAAAAUAUGAAAUUAUGCUAAAGCUUCCAAAGCACAAAUGCAUAUUUUUAUACAUCUCAUUUUAAUCACUUGCAGAACAUGAGUUCAGAUUUUAAACUAUUCUCAGAAUAUUUGGUUAAUAUAUCCUAAGAAAACUGCUGAUUUUUAACACUGUGCACUCCAGGCUGCAGUAAUGAGGUAGAUUAGAAGCUGUGACUUCAGUUAAGGAGGUAAUAAUACAUUGCUUAUCAGAAAUAAAGGACUUGGGACAAGUUAUUUAUCCCUCUUGUGCUGUAUCAGGAAGCAAACCAGGUAAAAAGAAAAUGGGCUAAAAUAGCAGUGGAAGAAAACCGACCAUGAUUGCAGUUUCCUGCAGGUAGCUUACAUAAUGUGCCAACCUUUUUUCUAUGUUUUGUACCAAGUUAUGUAAACAAAUAGAAACAUUCAUAAAAUUUACGUGCAGAGAAAUGUAUAUAAGCUAUAUUUUUGUUAGAAUUGUAAUAGAACCUUACUUUUGUCACAGCUAAGGCAGUUUGCUCUGUAUAAUAAUGCUGCAUUGUGUAUAUAUGAAGAAUGGUGUUUUUUGGUGAAGUGUCUAUAUUCAUUAUUUCUAUAUGUACCACUAUCAAGUUCUAGUUACAUUUUUUCAAUGGAUUUCUAUUCAAAUAAGUUGACCUCCAGUUUUUCUACUAUAAAAAAUUUGCUUUUCUUAUGCCUUGAUAUCAGAGCAAACCUUCUGUUAAUAACUGUACCUUGAACCAAACCUACUAAAGACUGAACUCUGAUUGCAGCUCAUGUUAGAGGAAAGGGGGAAAGACCUGUCAUGUUUUCAAAGCUCUGUCAUUUUAACUUCAUUUGUUAAACACAAUAUUAGUUGGAAAACAAACAUGUAAAGCAUUUAUUUUAAUUCACUGUUACCAAAUUUGAUACCCAUUUCAAACUCUGAUAGUAAUGUGGGAAAUGUUAUCUACACAAGGAACCUAAGAAAUAAAGCUCAUCCCUCAGUUCUGUUCAUC
Messenger RNA from Gavialis gangeticus (Gharial), 4597 nucleotides. RefSeq names its product phosphodiesterase 8B (gene PDE8B). Bases 206 to 2521 code for a protein of 771 amino acids. Gene Ontology annotation, biological process: signal transduction. Gene Ontology annotation, molecular function: 3',5'-cyclic-AMP phosphodiesterase activity. Lineage: Eukaryota; Metazoa; Chordata; Crocodylia; Gavialidae. The transcript is spliced from 23 exons. The record is from RefSeq and is a predicted model, not a curated record.